AUGGAGUACAAGUGGAUCAAAGGUGUGGAGAAACUCGAAAACUACCAGCCUGGGGGAUAUCAUCCCAUCAUGAUUGGCGACCUCUUACAUGACCGAUAUCACAUUGCCGACAAACUUGGAUCUGGGGGCUAUUCGACUGUUUGGCUUGCUCUAGACACCCAUCUAAAGCGAUAUGUUGCCCUCAAGGUCAACGCCACAGACUCGCUUUCGAGUGAGACUGCUGUCCUCAAGGCUUUAUCCGCUUCCCUCCCACCAUCAGCAGCUGUGCAUCCCGGACGUGGCUUAGUGCCUGUGCUUCUAGAUGAAUUCGAAGUGCAAGGUCCCAAUGGAAACCACACGUGCUACACGAUCUCCUUCAGCCGUCUUUUCCCCCUCGAUGUUGCGCGAGCUUUGGCGUAUGGGCUUACGCUGGCUGUUGCAUAUACACACUCACAAGGCUAUGUUCAUGGAGACAUCCAUCUUAACAACGUGCUCGUCAAACUGCCAUCGACCUUCGAUGACCUUUCCAUCGCACAAUUCCAUGAGAAGUACGGUGAACCAGAGACAGUCCCUGUUACUCGAUGCGACGGGGAGCCACUACCCCCUAACACCCCAGCCAAAGCAGUCAUUCCGCUGUUCCUAGGCAUAUACGCAGAGCACUUCUCUAUAUCCGAUGCCCAGCCCCUCCUCACUGACCUUGGCGAAGCAUUCGCCCCGGCUUCAGAAGUACGUCUUGGGCAAGACUGCCAUACGCCACCCGCGUUCCGGGCGCCAGAAGCCAAGUUCGAACCACAGAGUCCACUUGGCUACCCUUCGGACAUUUGGAGUCUGUCUACCGCAAUCUGGGAAAUCGUCGGUAUGAAGGCCAUUUUCAGCACUGAUAUUAUACCUGAGGAUGAGAUUGCGGCGCAGCAAGUUGAUGUGCUGGGGCCUAUGCCUGCAGAUUGGUGGCGGCGUUGGAAGGGACGGUCGAGUUUCUUCGAGGCGGAUGGUUGUCCUACGGAAUCCUACAAGGGAAAUCGAUGGCCUGCGCUCCAGGAGUCAUUUGAGGUGGGUGUGCAGAAAUGGAGACGAAAGGUGGGAGACGAGAUCGGCGAGGAUGAGAAGACUGCGCUUCUGGAUUUAAUGCGUCGGAUGCUGGCUUUUCGGCCGGAGGAGCGGUUGACCGUCGACGAGGUGCUGGAGUCAGAGUGGAUGGUGAGAUGGGCUUUGCCUGAGUAUAAGCGGAGUCAACAGUGUGCGACCUGAGAUGUGCCACUUUAUGAUGGUGUGGAGAUUGAUUGCUGGUCUCCAAGGUGAAGGUGAAGAUGCGCGCUGGUCAAUAACCUUGUCUGCUGUGUGGCGUCUGUGAAAGGCUCCCCCGUCACAGUUCAGAAGCCUGAUAAGUUGUUGUGCCGUAUAUCAGUCGGACGGCUACACUCCCGGUUUCUGGAGAAGGUCGAAGGUACGAAAGUCAUGAGUCGCUCAACUGGAAGAAUGACCGAGAAAUAUUGUUGCGACAAGCACAUAGCGGGCCGAGGGGGUAAGUUACAGUGGUUGUACUGCGGUUUGCUCCG
Molecule: messenger RNA, 1535 nt
Organism: Aspergillus brunneoviolaceus CBS 621.78
Lineage: Eukaryota; Fungi; Ascomycota; Eurotiomycetes; Eurotiales; Aspergillaceae
Product: kinase-like protein
Exons: 3
Coding region: 1-1227 (408 amino acids)
Biological process (GO): spliceosomal complex assembly; protein phosphorylation; regulation of mRNA processing
Molecular function (GO): ATP binding; protein kinase activity
Source: RefSeq, a predicted model, not a curated record